AUGCCCCUGAAUGGGACCAGCCGUUAUGCCCAUAUGCGAACCCCAGCAUGGCUCAAUCCAUCCCCUCAACCAUCAUCAGAUGCACAGAAAGAACGCCGCCGACCGAAUGAUGCACUGCUUAGCGAUCCUAAUUCCGAUAUCCUCAUCGACUUCAACUCGCAUCAAGGUCUCUACGAAGCGGCAAAGAAGAAGAAAACAAAAACACCUUCUGCUCCUCCUCCUCCUCCACCACCGCCGCCGCCUGCGGAUCCACCAGCAGACGACGGUCAAAAGGAUGACAAUACCGGAGGAGAUGGAGGAGCCAGUGGAGGAGACGCUGCAGGCGGCGCCGGCGACGGAAAUGGUAAUGGCAACAGCAACUCGCCCCCAAAGCCUCCCACAACAUUCGAGAAUAUCAAUCUUGGAGAUAAGAAACUGGAUCUUGGUUUGAGCCCACCAGAUCCAAGGGCAAUUCCAGUUCAUGGGCGCGAAAUUGGCUUUGCACCGGCACCGCCGCCGCCACCACAAGAAAGCAAGGCUGAAGAGAACCCCUGGGACAAACCUAAAGAUAAAAUAGGAGGAAUUGAAGAAGAUGACGAUGGUUGGGGCUUGGGUGCCAAGAAAGAGAAGAAGAAGGCUUCCACGCUCUGGGGCGCUGAACCCGACGAGGGACCAAAAGAUGGUGACGAUCCUUGGGGUUGGAGUGGUCAAAAAAAGAAGGGCAAAGCUGGUGGCAUCCUGGAAGAACUUGCCCUCGAUUCUGAUACUGCAUCUCCGAACGGAAAGAAGGAUAUUUGGGAUACCUGGGGAAUAUCCAAAAAAGACCGGGCCAAGAAGAAGGGAAUCAUGGAAGAAGUUGCUUUGGCAGCUGCACCUGAACCCCCUUCAAUGGAAGAUCAGUGGGGUGGCUGGUCUGGGAAAAAGGAACAUUCACAAAGUUCACUUUGGGGGGCUCAAGAUUCAAUACCUGCACCUGCACCUGACCCCCCAUCGUUUGAAGACAAGGAUGGUGACGACUUUUGGAGUACUUUUGGCACUGGGAAGGCAAAACCUUCACCAGAGGAGACGAGUGGAUGGGGAGCAUGGGGUAUAGGAAAGAAAGAGCCGCCUAAGAAAGAAGACGACGGUUGGGAUCUAUGGGGAACAGGUAAGAAAAAGAAGAAAGCUGGCGACUUGAUUCAAAUAGAGGAUAAUAUUCCUCCUCCCGCCCCCGAUCCCGUCGAGGCUGUUGGCAACGACGACCUCCUCGACUCUUGGGGUUUUGGCAAGAAGCCCAAGAAACCGGCCGCUGACCCGUUCGAUUUCAAAACUUCCGGCGCCGAUGAUCCUAACGAUGCUUUUUGGGGCUCAAUAGACAACAAGAAGCCUAAUGCACAUGAGUUUCUUAUCGAUGCUACUGGUGAGCCAUAUCAUGAUGUUGAGGAAGGGUUGAGAAGCAAGGCUCGAGAUGAUGUCAUAUGGAAAAAUCAACAGGAGUUGGAUUUCAUCCCCCUGGGCGGAGAAGUUGUAGAACGUCGAGAACUCGCCUUGUCUGACUGCCCUCCCCCAAUAUCAACCCCCAACAUUUGUAGAACUAGCUGA
Molecule: messenger RNA, 1560 nt
Organism: Fusarium verticillioides 7600
Lineage: Eukaryota; Fungi; Ascomycota; Sordariomycetes; Hypocreales; Nectriaceae
Exons: 3
Coding region: 1-1560 (519 amino acids)
Biological process (GO): actin filament polymerization
Cellular component (GO): actin filament; cytoplasm
Molecular function (GO): actin binding; microtubule binding
Source: RefSeq, a predicted model, not a curated record